UUUUUCGGAAGAAAGGGAGGAUCUGGACAAAAUCGAUGAAAUGGAAGAAAUCGGAGUGAAUGGAAAAGACAAAAUUAAUAAGGAUGAUGAAUUCCACGUUCGAACAUACUAUAACUAUAAAACAGUUUCUGAAAAUCGAGAUGGAAAUAAAGAAAAUUCUAAUUUAGAAUUUUUCAAAAUAAAAAAAAAAGAGGAUCGUUUUUUAUGGUUUGAAAAACCUUUUGUAACUCUAGUUUUCGAUUAUAAAAGAUGGAAUAGACCAAAUCGAUAUAUAAAAAAUGAUAAAAUUGAAAAUACUGUAAGAAAUGAAAUGUCACAAUAUUUUUUUUAUACAUGCCAAAGUGAUGGAAAAGAACGAAUAUCUUUUACAUAUCCCCCCAACCUUUCAACUUUUUUUGAAAUGAUACAAAAAAAGAUCCCUUCAUUUACAACAGAAAAAAAAACCUCGGAUCAAGUUUAUACUUGUUGGAGUUUGGUCAAUGAAGAAAAAAAGGAAAAUUUAAAAAACGAAUUUUUAAAUAGAAUUGAAGCUUUAGAUAAAAAAGGGUCUAUUGAAAAUAUACUGGAAAAAACAACUCGAUUUUGUCAUAACGAAACUCAAAAAGAAUAUUUACCUAAAAUUUAUGAUCCAUUUUUACAUGGGAUUUCGCGCGGAAGAAUCAAAAAAUUAUCUCCGUUCCAAAUCAUAACCAAAACCUAUAAAAAAAAGAAUAUAAGAGGAUCUUGGAUAAACAAAAUUCAUGCUAUACUUCUGAAGAUUAAUUCUCAAAAAUUUGAGCAAACAAUAGAAAAAUUUAAAAGAAAGUCUUUAUCAAUAGAGAAAAAACUUUAUUUUUUUUCCGAACCCCAAGAAGAAAAAAUUCAGUCAGAAGAAGAAAUAAAAAUUUUCAAAAUUUUAUUUGAUGUCGUUAUAAUUUAUAAUAAUGAUCAAACUCUUAUAAAAAAUUUUAUUGAUUUCCAUGAAAUCAAUAAACAAGUUCCUCAAUGGUCAUACAAAUUAACAAGUGAAUUGGAAGAAUUGGAAGCUGAAACUGAAGAAAAUAUACCAACCGAACCUGGAAUUCGUUCAAGAAAAGCAAAACGUGUAGUGGUUUUUACUGAUUUAAAAGAACCGCAUAACGAGAUUUAUACUAAUCUCAAAGAUAAUCAAAAUUCUGAUCAAACAGAUGAAAUGGCUUUGAUCCGUUAUUCACAACAAUCUGAUUUUCGUCGAGAGAUAAUUAAAGGAUCCAUGCGUUCCCAAAGGCGUAAAACUGUUAUUUGGGAAUUUUUGCAAGCAAAAGCACAUUCGCCCCUUUUUUUUGAUAGAAUAGAUAAAUUUUUUUUUUUUUCGUUUGAUAUAUGGGGGCUAAAAAAAAAAAUUCUUAGAAAUUUCAUGUGGAAAAAAAAAAUUUUUUUUGAUAAAAACGAAGAAGAACAAUCAAAAAAAGAAGAACAAAGACGUAUAGAAAUUGCGGAAACUUGGGAUAGCUUCUUAUUUGCUCAAAUAAUAAGAGGUUUUAUUUUAGUAACUCAAUCUAUUCUUAGAAAAUAUAUUAUAUUACCUUUAUUGAUAAUAAUUAAAAAUAGCAUCCGUAUCGUAUUAUUUCAACUUCCCGAGUGGGAAGAGGAUUUAAAGGAGUGGAAACGUGAAAUGCAUGUUAAAUGUACUUAUAAUGGGGUUCAACUAUCCGAAACAGAAUUUCCACGAAACUGGUUAACGGAUGGUAUUCAGAUAAAAAUCCUAUUUCCGUUUUAUCUUAAACCUUGGCAUAAAUAUAAAUUUCAAUCAUCUCAGAAGGCUCGACUAAAAAAAACAAAAGGAGAAAAAAAUGAUUUUCGUUUUUUAACAGUUUGGGGGCUGGAAACUGACCUACCUUUUGGUUCUACCAAACCAAAGCCUUCUUUUUUUAAACCUAUUUUUAAAGAAUUAAAAAAAAGAAUCAAAAAAUCCAAAACGAAGUCUUUUCCGGUUUUAAGGAUUUUCAAAGAAAGAGCAACAAUUUUCCUAAAAGUCGAAAAAGAAAUUAAAAACUGGAUUAUAAAAAACUUGCUUUUUCUAAAAGAAAAAAAAAAAAACCUUUCAAAACGAAAUAGAAUUCCAUUAGUUGGCCCGAGAGAAAUAUAUGAAUUAAAUGAAACUAAAAAAGAUUCAAUAAUGAGUAAUCAGAUGAUUCAUGAACUAUCUGUUCAAAAAAAAUCGACGGAGUGGCCAAAUUCUUCACUCAGCGAAAACAAAAUAAAAAAUGUGAUUGAUAAAAUAAAGACAAUCAGAAAUCAAACGAAAAAAAUUUCAAAAGAAAAAGAAAAACUAACUAAUAGUUGUAACAAACUGUGUUAUGAUUCUAAAAUAAUUGAGUCAUCAAAAAAAAGUUGGCAGACAUUAAAAAAAAAAAAAACUCGAUUAAUUCGUAAAUCUUUUUUUUUUUUUCAAUUUUGCGUUGAACAACUGUCUAUUUCUAUUUUUCUAGGUAUUAUUAAUAUUCCAAGAAUUACUACACAACUUUUUGUUGAUUCAACAAAAAAAAUUCUUGAUGUAUAUAUUUACAAGAAUGAGGAAAAUGGAGAAAAAAAAAAAAAAAAAAAUACCAUUUAUUUUAUUUCGACUAUAAAAAAUUUCAUAUCAAAAAAAAAUUUUUUUAGUUAUGACUUAUGCUCUUUAUCACAAGCAUAUGUAUUUUACAAAUUAUCACAAAUUCAAGUUAGUAACUUUUCUAAAUUAAAGUCUUUUUUUGAAUAUAACAUAUACAUAACAUCCUUUUUUGUUAAGAAUCAAAUAAAAGAUUUUUUUAAAGAACAAGGAAUCUUUCAUUAUGAAUGGAAAGAUAAAACCCUUUUAAAUUCCGAAAUAAAUCAAUGGAAAAACUGGUUACGAAGUCAUUCUCAAUAUAAUUUACCUCAGAUUGCAUGGGCUAGAUUAGUAACCCAAAAAUGGAAAAAAAAACUAAACCAAGACUCUCUAGUUCUAAAUCCAAGUUUAAACAAAGUGGAUUCAUACGAAAAAAAAAUUUUUGAUAAUUACAAAAAACAAAAUUUUUGUGAGGCUAACUUAUUUUUCAAUCCAAAACAUAAACAGAAUUUCAAAAAGGAUUCUAUAUAUAAUCUUUUUUGCUACAAAUCUAUUCAUUCUACAGAAAAAUUUUUUGAUAUGUCUACAGGCCUAGAAAAUUUUUUAAUCUCUUGUUUUCUAGAAAAAUAUAAUAUUCGCAGUAUAGGGGAAAUUUUGCAUAGAAAAUAUUUGGAUUGGAGAAUUCUCAACUUUUGGUUUAGAAAAAAAGUAAAUAUUGAGCUUGAUACUAGGAGUAAAAAAAAAUAUAUUAAAACUAAAGUUAAGAAUUAUAAAAGAAUUUAUAAAAUAACUAAGACGAGUCUUGCCAAUCAAAAAAUAAAUUUUUUUGAUUGGAUGGGAAUGAAUGAAGAAAUACUAAAUCCUCGUAUAACAAAUUUUGACUUUUUUUUCUUUCCAGAAUUUUUCUUAUUUUCUAGUACAUAUAAAAUGAAACCGUGGGUCAUACCAAUUAAAUCACUUCUUUUCAAUUUUAAUGAAACAAAAAAUGUGAAUAAACAGAUCACCCUAAAGAAAAAAGGUUUUAUACCAUCAAACGAAAAAAAAUUCCUUCGGUUUUUUAAUCUAAAUAAAGAAGAAAACGAAUCAGCAGGUCAAGAAGAGUUUGAAUCAGAUAAAGAAACAAAAAUAAAUACGGAAUCAGCUCUAUCAAAGCAAGAAAAAAAUAUUGAAGAAAAUUAUACAGAAUCGAAGAUAAAAAAACGUAAAAAUAAAAAAAAACCAAAAAGCAAUACCGAAGCGGAACUUGACUUAUUUCUCAAAAGGUAUUCGCGUUUUCAAUUGCGAUGGAAUUGUUUUUUUAAUCAAAAAAUCCUCAAUAAUGUAAAAGCAUACUGUCUCUUGGUUAGACUAAAAAAUCCAACCGAGAUAACGAUAUCUUGUAUUGAAAGAGGAGAGAUGAGCUUAGAUAUUCUAAUGAUUGAGAAGAAUUUCACUUUUUCAAAAUUAAUGAAAAAAGGAAUAUUGAUUGUUGAACCUGUUCGUUUGUCUGUAAAAAACGACGGCCAACUUAUUAUAUAUAGAACCAUCGGGAUUUCAUUGGUUCAUAAAAAUAAACAAAAAAUAAGUAAAAGAUCAAAAAAAAAAAGCUAUAUUUAUAAAAAAAAAAGUUUAAAUUUCUUUGUCCCUGAAACUAUUCUAUCCCCUAAACGACGUAAAGAAUUUCGAAUUCUAAUUUGUUUCAAUUUAAAAAAAAAAAAUGCAAGGGAUAGAAAUUCAAAAUUUGAUACAAAUAUUCAAAACUUGACCACAGUUUUGAAUAAAAAGAAAGAUCUUGAUAAGGAUAAAAAAAACCUAAUUAAAUUAAAAUCCUUUCUUUGGCCCAAUUUUCGAUUAGAAGAUUUAGCUUGUAUGAAUCGCUAUUGGUUUAAUACGACUAAUGGAAAUCAUUUCAGUAUGAUAAGAAUACACAUGUAUACGCGAUUUCAAAUGCAUUAAUGGUAGAUCCUUUUUACUAUAUUUUGACUAUAUAUAUAGUAUUAAGUUACGGUAUAUGAACAAUAUAUAAUAUAAGUUACGGUAUAUGAAAACAAUUGGAUGCACAAAUGUGAGGGAUUUUUUUUAAUUCAAUCUUUAUACAUGAGAUUCAUUGAAUUAAUGACAUAGAUACCACUCAGAGCGAAUUCAUAAAUAAAUUUUUAAAAUCCUCCUUUUUUAGAUCGAAAUUUAAACUUUUUUUUUAUAAAAUUAAGAAUUAAUAAGUUGAUAAUUAAAUUCGGAUCCUUGUACAAAAAAACUACCAUUAUUAUUACUGAUCAGUAAAAUUCAUAUCUUUCAAUUCAUAUUAAAAAGGGAAGGAUUUCUUUUUAUGAUAAAAAAUACAUUCAUUUCAUUUCAAGAAAAAAAAGAAGAAAGCAAGGGAUCUGUUGAAUUUCAAGUAGUCAGUUUCACUAAUAAGAUACGAAGACUUACUUCACAUUUGGAAUUGCACAGAAAAGAUUAUUUAUCUCAGAGAGGUCUACGAAAAAUUCUGGGAAAACGUCAACGACUGCUGGCUUAUUUGUCAAAAAAAAAUAGAGUACGUUAUAAAGAAUUAAUUAAUCAGUUGAAUAUUCGGGAAUUAAAAACUCGUUAAAUUCCAAAAUUGUGAAUUAGUUAAUUUUUUAGAUCUUGAAUUUUUGAAUAAACUUCUUUUUCAGCAAUCUAAUUCAUACCAGAACGAAUCAAGGAAAAACUUAUGAAGAGACCAGUUACAGGAAAAGAUCUUAUGAUAGUCAAUAUGGGACCUCACCACCCAUCCAUGCACGGUGUUCUUCGCUUAAUUGUUACUCUAGACGGUGAGGAUGUUGUUGAUUGUGAACCCAUAUUGGGUUAUUUACACAGAGGAAUGGAAAAAAUUGCAGAAAACCGAGCAAUUAUACAAUAUUUACCUUAUGUAACGCGGUGGGAUUAUUUAGCUACUAUGUUUACAGAAGCAAUAACAGUAAACGGACCCGAACAAUUAGGAAAUAUUCAAGUUCCUAAAAGAGCCAGCUAUAUCAGAGUAAUUAUGCUAGAAUUGAGUCGUAUAGCUUCUCAUCUGUUAUGGCUUGGCCCUUUUAUGGCAGAUAUUGGGGCACAGACUCCCUUUUUCUAUAUUUUCAGAGAACGAGAAUUUGUAUAUGAUCUAUUCGAAGCUGCCACCGGUAUGAGAAUGAUGCAUAAUUUUUUUCGUAUUGGAGGAAUAGCGGCGGAUUUACCUUAUGGUUGGAUAGAUAAAUGCUUGGAUUUUUGUGAUUAUUUUUUAACAGAGGUUGUUGAAUAUCAAAAACUUAUUACACGAAAUCCUAUUUUUUUAGAACGAGUUGAAGGCGUUGGGAUUAUUGGUGGGGAAGAAGCAAUAAAUUGGGGUUUAUCCGGACCAAUGUUACGCGCAUCCGGAAUACCAUGGGAUCUUCGUAAAGUUGAUCGUUAUGAGUCUUACGAUGAAUUUGAAUGGGAAAUUCAGUGGCAAAAACAAGGAGAUUCAUUAGCUCGUUAUUUAGUACGACUUAGCGAAAUGACAGAAUCCAUCAAAAUUAUUCAACAGGCUCUGGAAGGACUUCCGGGGGGUCCCUAUGAAAAUUUAGAAAGCAGAGGCUUUGAUAAAAAAAGGAAUCCAGAGUGGAAUGAUUUUGAAUAUCGAUUCAUUAGUAAAAAACCUUCCCCUACUUUUGAAUUAUCGAAACAAGAACUUUACGUAAGAGUUGAAGCUCCAAAAGGGGAAUUGGGAAUUUUUCUCAUAGGAGAUCAAAGUGGUUUUCCUUGGAGAUGGAAAAUCCGACCGCCGGGUUUUAUUAAUUUGCAAAUUCUUCCUGAACUAGUUAAAAGAAUGAAAUUGGCUGAUAUUAUGACGAUACUCGGUAGCAUAGAUAUAAUUAUGGGAGAAGUUGAUCGUUAAAAUGAUAAUUUAUGCAACAGAAGUACAAACAAUAAAUUCUUUUCUUAGAUUGGAAUCUUUAAAAGAGGUCUAUGGACUCAUAUGGAUAUUUGUCCCUAUAUUUUCUCUUGUAUUGGGAAUCAUAACUGGUGUACUAGUAAUUGUGUGGUUAGAAAGAGAAAUAUCUGCAGGGAUACAACAACGUAUUGGACCUGAAUACGCCGGCCCGUUAGGAAUUCUUCAAGCUUUAGCCGACGGGACAAAACUACUUUUCAAAGAAGAUCUUCGUCCAUCUAGAGGAAAUACUCCUUUAUUUAGUAUUGGACCAUCUAUAGCAGUUAUCUCUAUUUUACUAAGUUAUUCAGUAAUUCCUUUUAGCAAUCACCUUGUUUUAGCGGAUCUCAAUAUCGGUAUUUUUUUAUGGAUUGCCAUCUCAAGUGUUGCUCCGAUCGGACUUCUUAUGUCAGGAUAUGGAUCAAAUAAUAAAUAUUCUUUUUUAGGUGGUCUGCGAGCUGCUGCUCAAGCGAUUAGUUAUGAAAUACCAUUAACUCUAUGUGUUUUAUCAAUAUCUCUACGUGCGAUUCGUUGAAACAGAAAGGUUUAUUCCGUUUCUUCUAGAUAAAAAAAAAAUGAAAAAAAAAACGGAAUAUAUAUAUUUAUCUUUCGGGUUUAUCUUAAUAAAAGGAAUUUGAAUUUGAUAGUUAUAUAUGAGUGAAAAAAAACUGCUCAGAAAUUAGCAGUAAAAAGAAAAAUUAAGUCUCAUUUCCUAUGUACAAAGGUUAAAUGGAAAUAAACGUAAGCGUAAGAAUCGCUUUACCCCAAGGUUGGUUGAUUAGUCAGCCGGGCUUGAAGCGGGUUAAAAAAAAUAUUAACCGUAUGACGUUUUCACUAUCAGUUAUAUAAAUUACUAUACAUAUACAUAUAUUACAAAGUGAUCGGCAAUUAGGUAAAAACGCGUGGAUGGUUAGAAACACCAAAAUACACAAAGAAUUUGUAAUAGAGAUUAACCAAAUUGAAAAGGAUAUUUAUGCAUAACAUAAGAUAACAAAAAAAGAAGGUUAAUUGGGGCUUGAAAUUUGUAGAAAUUAUCAGGCAGUACUCCCCAAGAUUCCGAUUCAGAGUAUGCUCCCAUCCACCGAUAAAUGUAAUGACUAUCAGAAACGAAAUAAUCCUUUAUUUUUUUUUAAGUCCACCUACUUUUUUUCUAAAAAAGAAAGAAAGAAGAAUAGGAACGAAACAAGUAUAUUUUUUUUUAUAGAUUUCGAAAAUAAAAUAGAAUUUCUAUCAUGAAUAAGAAACUAAUAGGAUGUUUAAUUCUUUUUCGUAAUUGAAAAACACGACGGGCUGAAAAACCUAGGUUUAGUUUUACAAGGGGUGCUUUAUUAAAGGAUUAAGUUAUUACUCAACAAAUAGAAAUUAAAAUUUGUAAAGGAUGAGAUGAAUUCCGAAGCGCGUUUUUUAGUUUUAGAAUUUGAGCAGACAGAAUUCCAUUGGUAUAAUUCGGGACCCCAGAUAUAUUUCUAUUUAAUCCAUUUUAGAACACAUCAUAUCCAUCUAAAUAAUACUAAUCUGGUCCUUAUAUUUAUUUACGGCCCCCGAGGAGCCGUAUGAGGCGAAAACCUCAUGUACGGUUUUGUAAUAGCGGUGAGAAUAGUAAUGUUAUCACCGACUAGGAUUAUCUAACAGUUUAAGUACAGUUGAUAUAGUUGAGGCACAAUCAAAAUAUGGUUUUUGGGGAUGGAAUUUGUGGCGUCAACCUAUAGGUUUUAUCAUUUUUCUAAUUUCUUCCCUAGCAGAAUGCGAGAGGUUACCUUUUGAUUUACCAGAAGCGGAAGAAGAAUUAAUAGCAGGUUAUCAAACUGAAUAUUCCGGUAUCAAAUUUGGUUUAUUUUAUGUUGCUUCUUAUCUAAAUCUAUUAAUUUCCUCAUUAUUUGUAACAGUUCUAUACUUAGGCGGUUGGAAUAUUUCUAUUCCGUAUAUAUCUAUGCUGGAGCUAUUUGAAAAGGAUCAAAUUUUUGGAACAACAAUUGGUAUCUUUAUUACAUUAGCUAAAACUUAUUUGUUCUUGUUCAUUUCUAUCGCAACCAGAUGGACUUUACCUAGGCUAAGAAUGGAUCAACUAUUAAAUCUUGGAUGGAAAUUUCUUUUACCGAUUUCCCUUGGUAAUCUAUUAUUAACAACUUCUUUCCAACUCUUUUCACUCUAAAUUGAAAAUCAAUCCAAGAUAUUCAUUACUUGUUUUAAACAAGAGAAAGAAACAAAGAUCAAAUUAUUCAUAGAUAAUUACAAUAUGCUUCCUAUGAUAACCGGGUUCAUGAAUUAUGGUCAACAAACCCUACGAGCUGCAAGGUAUAUUGGUCAGGGUUUCAUGAUUACCUUAUCCCACACAAAUCGUUUACCUGUAACUAUUCAAUAUCCCUAUGAAAAAUUAAUAACAUCAGAACGUUUCCGCGGUCGAAUCCAUUUCGAAUUUGAUAAAUGCAUUGCUUGUGAAGUAUGUGUUCGAGUAUGUCCUAUAGAUCUGCCGGUUGUUGAUUGGAAAUUGGAAACUAAUAUUCGAAAAAAACGAUUGCUUAAUUACAGUAUUGAUUUUGGAAUUUGUAUAUUUUGUGGUAAUUGUGUUGAGUAUUGUCCAACAAAUUGUUUGUCAAUGACUGAAGAAUAUGAGUUUUCAACUUAUGAUCGUCACGAGUUGAAUUAUAAUCAAAUCGCUUUGGGGCGUUUACCAAUGUCAGUAAUUGACGAUUAUACUAUUCGAACAAUUUUGAAUUCACCUCAAACAAAAAAUGGGUAAACCCAUUAAUUUUAUUAAAAAAAGAAUGCAAAACUGUUGAAUUAUAUUAUAUAAAGAAUUUAAUUAAAAACUUGUAUUUAUAGAAUAAUAUUAAGUAUUAAGGCUCAUCCUUUUAAUAUAAUAUUUUCGUAAUUAUUAUCUUGCUUGAAAUAGAUAGGUUGAAAAUAUUAGAAUAAAAAAGCGAAACUGUCUAAUAAUUGUAUCUACAUCAAUUAAUAUUCAUUAGAUUCUAAUUUCACUCUAUUAGAAACAUAUUAAAAAAAAAUUCCCCGGUUAAAUUAAUAAGGUCAUGAAAAGGAUUUCUAUUUUUUCUUUUUUUAAUAAUAUAAUGGAUUUGCCUGGAAAAAUACAUGAUUUUCUUUUAGUUUUUCUGGGAUCUGGUCUUCUAGUAGGAGGUCUGGGAGUGGUAUUACUUCCUAACCCAAUAUUUUCAGCCUUUUCCUUAGGAUUUGUUCUUGUUUGUAUAUCUUUAUUGUAUAUUCUAGCAAAUUCCCAUUUUGUAGCUGCUGCACAACUCCUUAUUUACGUGGGAGCCAUAAAUGUUUUAAUCAUAUUUGCUGUGAUGUUCAUGAAUGAUUCCGAAUAUUCCAUAGAUUUCAAUCUGUGGACUGUUGGGAAUGGGAUUACUUCAGUGGUUUGUACAACUAUUCUUUUUUCAUUAAUUUCUACUAUUCUCGAUACGUCAUGGUACGGGGUUAUUUGGACUACAAGAUUAAACCAGAUUUUAGAACAAGAUUUAAUAAGUAAUAGUCAACAAAUAGGAAUUCAUUUAUCAACAGAUUUUUUUCUUCCAUUUGAACUCAUUUCAAUAAUUCUUUUAGUUGCUUUGAUAGGUGCAAUUUCUGUGGCUCGUCAAUAAAAAAGGUUCCAAUUAGUAAAGACCAAAGAAAACUUUGUGUUUGUGUAUGUUAUGAUAUUUUUUUCCGUUCAUUCAAUUUGAUUGAAUACUAUUUCAUUUUUUAAAUAUAAAUUUUUAUAUUUUAUAUAUAUUUGAAAUUUUUUCCCUAAUAUAGUUUUUAUUCGUACUUUGUUGUUAUAUUCUAGUUGAUUGAAUCCGGUGAAUUGUUUUUAUUAUUCAUAUUGAUAAUGAAUCAAAAUUGAUAAGGAGUUGCUCAAUGAUACUCGAACAUGUACUUGUUUUGAGUGCCUAUUUAUUUUUGAUUGGUCUUUAUGGAUUGAUCACGAGUCGAAAUAUGGUUAGGGCUCUUAUGUGCCUUGAACUUAUACUCAAUGCAGUUAAUAUGAAUCUCGUAACAUUUGCUGAUUUUUUUGAUAAUUCCCAACUAAAAGGGGAUAUUUUCUGCAUUUUUGUUAUAGCAAUUGCAGCCGCUGAAGCAGCUAUUGGAUUAGCUAUAGUCUCGUCAAUUUAUCGUAACAGAAAAUCAACUCGCAUCAACCAAUCGACCUUAUUAAAUAAGUAGCAUAAAUCAAAAAAUUAUAGGUUUAAAUUUGCAUAUAUGAUAGGUUAUGACUUACUAGAUUAAAUUUGUGAAAAUUUAAGAAAUCAAAGUAUUUUAGCCCCAUUUUUUACCAAUUGAGCCAGAAUUCAUUAAAAAAUUCUAUUAAAAGAAAUCAUUGCUUCAUCUAGUAUUUUAAUUUAAUAUAUCAUUUAGUUAUAAGUUUACUAGAUUGAAAAUUUAUGACAUUAAAAAAACUAUAGAUCCUAUGUCACAUUCAGUAAAAAUUUAUGAUACCUGUAUAGGAUGUACUCAGUGUGUCCGAGCAUGUCCUACAGACGUAUUAGAAAUGAUACCUUGGGAUGGAUGUAAAGCUAAGCAAAUAGCUUCUGCCCCAAGAACCGAGGAUUGUGUUGGUUGUAAGAGAUGUGAAUCUGCCUGUCCAACGGAUUUUUUGAGCGUUCGAGUUUAUUUAUGGCAUGAAACAACUCGAAGCAUGGGUCUAGCUUAUUAAUACGUUACCGAAAACCUGAUUUGAAUAAAUUUGGAAUACAUUUUAUUUUUUUUAUUGACAAGUACUCGUACUCAAAAAAGUUCAAUUAUAUUUUUUUAUUUAUAUAUUUUUUUGAGUACGCGUUCUUUGGACCUGGUGUAUCUUGUCUUUACCACGAAUGAUUUUCCUUGGUUAACAAUAAUUGUUGUUUUUCCAAUAUCUGCCGGUUCAUUAAUGUUAUUUCUCCCGCAUAGGGGAAAUAAAGUUAAUAAGUGGUAUACUAUAUGCAUUUGUAUCUUAGAACUUCUUCUAACGACUUACGCUUUUUGUUAUAAUUUUAAACUGGACGAUCCAUUAAUUCAACUGUCCGAAGAUUAUAAAUGGAUCAAUCUUUUUGAUUUUUAUUGGAGACUGGGAAUAGAUGGACUUUCUAUAGGAACGAUUUUACUGACCGGAUUUAUUACUACUUUAGCUACUUUAGCGGCUUUUCCAGUUACUCGGGAUUCCCGAUUAUUCUAUUUCCUGAUGUUAGCAAUGUACAGCGGCCAAAUAGGAUCGUUUUCUUCUCGGGAUAUUUUACUUUUUUUCAUCAUGUGGGAAUUAGAAUUAAUUCCCGUUUAUCUCCUUUUAUCCAUGUGGGGUGGAAAGAAACGUUUGUAUUCAGCUACAAAAUUUAUUUUAUACACUGCAGGAAGUUCUAUUUUUUUAUUAAUAGGAGUUUUAGGUAUAAGUUUAUAUGGUUCGAACGAACCAACAUUAAAUUUAGAACUAUUAGGGAAUCAAGCCUAUCCGGUCACACUCGAAAUACUCUUUUAUAUUGGAUUUCUUAUUGCUUUUGCCGUCAAAUCACCGAUUAUACCUUUACAUACUUGGUUACCUGACACCCACGGCGAGGCACAUUACAGUACCUGUAUGCUUCUCGCUGGAAUCUUAUUAAAAAUGGGAGCAUAUGGAUUGGUUCGAAUCAAUAUGGAAUUAUUACCUCACGCUCAUUCUAUGUUUUCUCCUUGGUUGAUGGUAGUCGGUACAAUCCAAAUAAUUUAUGCAGCUUCAACAUCUCCCGGUCAACGUAAUUUAAAAAAGAGAAUAGCCUAUUCUUCUGUAUCUCAUAUGGGUUUUAUAAUUAUAGGUAUUGGUUCUAUAACGGAUCCUGGGCUUAAUGGAGCUAUUUUACAAAUAAUCUCUCAUGGAUUUAUUGGCGCUGCACUUUUUUUCUUGGCAGGAACUAGUUAUGAUAGAAUCCGGCUUGUUUAUCUUGAUGAAAUGGGUGGAAUGGCUAUCUCCAUUCCAAAGAUAUUUACAAUGUUCACUAUCUUAUCGAUGGCUUCCCUUGCAUUACCGGGCAUGAGUGGUUUUGUUGCCGAAUUAAUCGUUUUUUUUGGAAUAAUUACCAGCCAAAAAUAUUUCUUAAUUUCAAAAAUUUUAAUUAUUUUUGUAAUGGCAAUUGGAAUGAUAUUAACUCCUAUAUAUUUAUUAUCUAUGUCACGUCAAAUGUUCUAUGGAUACAAGUUAAUUAAUGCCAAAAACUUUUCUUUUUUUGAUUCUGGACCCCGAGAGUUAUUUCUUUCAAUCUCUAUUCUUCUACCCAUAAUUGGUAUUGGGAUUUAUCCUGAUUUUGUGCUCUCAUUAGCAAGUGACAAGGUCGAAUCCAUUUUAUCUAAUUAUUUUUAUGGAUAGUUUUCA
This is a messenger RNA of Brassica napus (rape), 12750 nucleotides long. Its product is annotated as protein TIC 214-like. The transcript has a single exon. NCBI's taxonomy places the organism in Eukaryota, Viridiplantae, Streptophyta, Magnoliopsida, Brassicales, Brassicaceae. The coding region runs from base 41 to 4483 and encodes 1480 amino acids. The record is from RefSeq and is a predicted model, not a curated record. Gene Ontology annotation, cellular component: membrane.